AUGUUAAAUCACCAUUGGGAAUUCUCAGCGCUGACCCCGCCACCAUCUUCUCUAUCCGCGCGGUGCCGGCACGGCGGCACCUUCCGCGUGGCACUUUGUAUCUUUAAGACGACUCCAAAGUCCACCUGCUUCCCUCCCAUUCUCUCGCCCUUUCUUCCCCCCUCCCAUCCCCCCUCCCAUCCCCCCUCCCAUCCCCCCUCCCAUCCCCCCUCCCAUCCCCCCUCCCAUCCCCCCUCCCAUCCCCCCUCCAUCCCCCCUCCCUUCCCCCUCCCUUCCCCCCUCCCAUCCCCCUCCCAUCCCCCCCUCCCAUCCCCCCUCCCAUCCCCCCUCCCAUCCCCCCUCCCUUCCCCCCUCCCAUCCCCCCUCCCUUCCCCCCUCCCUUCCCCCCUCCCUUCCCCCUCCCUUCCCCCCUCCCAUCCCCCCUCCCUUCCCCCCUCCCUUCCCCCUCCCAUCCCCCCUCCCUUCCCCCCCUCCCUUCCCCCCUCCCAUCCCCCCUCCCUUCCCCCCUCCCUUCCCCCCUCCCAUCCCCCCUCCCUUCCCCCCUCUCCCCCCUUCCCCCUCUCCCCCCUUCCCCCCUCUCCCCCUUCCCCCCUCUCCCCCCUCCCUUCCUUCCCCCCUCCCUUCCCCCCUCCCCCCCCUCCCUUCCCCCUCCCAUCCCCCUCCCUUCCCCCCUCCCUUCCCCCUCCCUUCCCCCUCCCAUCCCCCCUCCCUUCCCCCCUCCCUUCCCCCCUCCCUUCCCCCCUCCCAUCCCCCCUCCCUUCCCCCCUCCCAUCCCCCCUCCCUUCCCCCCUCCCAUCCCCCCUCCCUUCCCCCCUCCCAUCCCCCCUCCCUUCCCCCCUCCCAUCCCCCUCCCUUCCCCCCUCCCAUCCCCCCUCCCUCCCCCCUUCCCAUCCCCCCAUCCCCCCUCCCUUCCCCCCUCCCAUCCCCCUCCCUUCCCCCUCCCUUCCCCCCUCCCAUCCCCCCUCCCUUCCCCCCUCCCAUCCCCCCUCCCUUCCCCCUCCCUUCCCCCCUCCCUUCCCCCUCCCAUCCCCCCUCCCUUCCCCCCUCCCUUCCCCCCCCUUCCCUCCCCCCUCCCUUCCCCCCUCCCAUCCCCCCUCCCUUCCCCCCUCCCAUCCCCCCUCCCUUCCCCCCUCCCAUCCCCCCUCCCUUCCCCCCUCCCAUCCCCCCUCCCUUCCCCCCUCCCAUCCCCCCUCCCUUCCCCCCUCCCAUCCCCCCUCCCAUCCCCCCUCCCUUCCCCCCCUCCCAUCCCCCCUCCCAUCCCCCCUCCCAUCCCCCCUCCCAUCCCCCCUCCCAUCCCCCCCCUCCCAUCCCCCUCCCUUCCCCCCUCCCUUCCCCCCUCCCAUCCCCCCUCCCUUCCCCCCUCCUUCCCCCCCCCCCCUCCCCCCCCUCCCAUCCCCCCUCCCUUCCCCCUCCUUCCCCCCCCCAUCCCCCCUCCCUUCCCCCCCCCUUCCCCCCUCCCCCCUUCCCCCCUCUCCCCCCUUCCCCCUCUCCCCCCUUCCCAGAUCCGCCUCGUGA
This is a messenger RNA of Closterium sp. Yama58-4, 1515 nucleotides long. The record is from the annotation of a GenBank genome assembly. Lineage: Eukaryota; Viridiplantae; Streptophyta; Zygnematophyceae; Desmidiales; Closteriaceae.